AUAACAAUACACAAAAAGAAGGAAUAAAAUAAUAAGUAAGUAAGUAAUAAAUAUUGAGAACAUGAGAUGAAGAGUUCUUGAAAGUUAGUUCCAUAGAUUGUGGGAAUAGUUCAGUGAUGGGGCGAGUGAAGUUAUCUCCUUGAUUUUGAGAACUUGAUGGCUGAGGGGUAAUAAUUGUUCCCAAACCUGGUGGUGUGGGUCAUUGAUGAUUGAUGCUGCUUUCUAGUAAUAUAUAUUCUAGGUACAUGUAUAAAUAAGGUUUUUGCACAGUGCUGUAUUUGUCAGUGUGGAGUAGAGAGUGAGUUUGUAAACUUGCUGGGAGCAAAGGAUGUUGGGAAUGGAGAGGGUGGAGCGCCAUGGGAGGGGAGCAGGACAGGUGGCAGAGAAGGAGUGCUGGGGGUGGGUGCACCCAGCCUUGAGACACCAGGCAAGGUCAUUUGAUUUAUUGAUCAUUACAGACAUCUCGCUGGUGUUUUCCACUCCUUUCUCUUCUCCCUUCUCCCUUCCCCUUUUCCCAACCAUGACUCACUCUCCCUGCCCCCUUCCCACGCUCAGUCCACAAUAGAGACUCAUAUCAGAAUCAGUUAACAUUUGUUACGAAGUUAGUUUUAUUGUGGCAGUAGCACAUUGGAAUACAUAAGAUUGCUAUAGUACUGUGCAAACGUUUUAGACAGCCUAGCUAUUAAUCCCUGCCUGUAAAAGUGUCUAUCUAAAUUCUUCUACUAACUGCUAUUGUAUUUGCUUCUGCUUUUGGGGUAGCACAGUAAUGUAGCAGUUAGCUCAACGUUCAAUCUGGCUUCAAUUCUCACCACUGUGAAGAGUUUGUACAUUCUCUCCGUGACCACAUGGGUUUCCUUUGGGCGCUCUGUUUUCCUCCCACAUUCCAAAGGUGUACAGGUUAGAAGGUUAAUUAGACACAUGGAUAUAAUUGGGUUAGAAGGACCUGUUACCUUGCUGUAUCUCUAAAUUAAAUAUUCCACACACCUAAAUAAAAACAACUUUGUAAAUCUUCUGUAAUCUGUCUCCUGCUUACUUUAACCCCAACACUUUUAGUAUAGCAGGUCAUCCCCCAGCUUCUAAUACUCCAAAGAAAAUAGUCAGAAAUCGUCCCACCAUUCCUUAGGUAUUACACUCCAAUCCAUAAAACCAUAGAAGUCAAUCAUUUGUCUUAAUGAGCCUGUUCUGCCAUUUGAUCGUGUCUAAUUUAUUUUCUCUUUCAAUCCCAUUCUUCUGCCUUUUCUCCAUUACAUUUGCUGCCCUUACUAAUUAAGUACCCAGCAACGUUUACCUUUAAUUUCCCCAACAAUGUGGUCACCACUGCCAUCUGUGACAGUGAAUUCCACAGGUUCACCACCCGCUGGCUGAAGAAAUUCCUCAUCAUCUUUGCUCUAGGCCCUAGGAUAUCCUUCUAUUCUGAGGCCGUGCCCUUGACCUUGGACUCUCACUAUUGGAACCAUUCUAGCCACUCUAUCUAGGCCUUUCAAAAUCCAGUAGGCUUCAAUAAGGUCCUCCAGAUCGAGGCAAAUCUGGCGCCUCAUCUCCAUGGAGCUUCAUCUGCACCCUCUCCAAAGCCUCCAGAUCCUUCCUGUGGUGUGACCAGGACUGCACACAGUACUCCCGUGUACAGCCUAAGCAAAGUUGUAUGUACCUUGACUUCCUGGCUUUUACAUUCAAUGUCCCAACCAAGGAAGGUCACAUUUGUGGAGCUAUAGUCCCACGGUAUUUCAGUGCUCCUAAGGCCUGGUAUUUAUUUUUAUUUAUUGAAAUACAGCGUGGAAUAGGCCCUUCUGGCCCUUUGAGCCACAGGACCCAGCAAUUCCUGGAACUACUCUUGGCCUAAUCACGGGACAAUUUACAAUGACCAUUUAAUCUAUCAUAUGGUGGGUCUUUGGACUGCGGGAGGAAACCAGAGCACCCGGAAGAAACCCACAGGGAGAAUGUACAAAAACUCCUUACGGGCAGCGGCAGGAAUUGAACCAGUUGUCUGUACUGUAGAGUGUUGUGCUAACCACUACACUAGUCUGCCAACCCACUCUAUACUUGCAGUUGACAUCCAAAAUGCAACACCUCAACCUUGUCCAAAUGAAUCUCAAUUUGCCAUGUUACCAGCUGAUCUGUAUCCUUUAACAAACUCUCUCAUUGUACAUAACUCCAACAUUUAUGCAUCAUCUGCAAGCUUUCCAAUCGGACCACCUGUGGUUUCGUCCAAGCGACGUAAUCCUGUGUGCAGCACUAAUCCUUGCAAAACUGUUCGUAGACCUCCAGUCGGGAAAACAGCUCACACCACUCUGUUCUCGUGUCACUUUAAGGACAUUCAGUUAAAUUGGGUAUAUCAGUUAUCUUACAUAUUUAUUGUGUUUUUUUUUUAUUAUUGUGCUUUUUAUCUAAUUAAGUUUUUAUUUGUGCUGCAUUGGAUCUGGAGUAACAACUAUUUUGAUCUCCUCUACACUUGUGUACUUUUGACCAAACCAAUUUUGGAUUAGUUUCACCAACCCAAUGUGGGUCCCAUGUAACUUAAUCUUCUGAACCAGCCUACCAUUGGGAACCUAGUCAAAUGUUUUACUGAAGUCUCUGCGGACAACAUCCACUGCCCUACCCUCAUCAAUUAUCUUUAUUACUUCCUUUAAAAAAAAAUCUCCAAUCAAAUUAGUGAGGUAGGAUUGUUCCCUGGAGCAUAGAAUGAGGGAGAUUUGAUAGAGGUAUGCAACAUUCUGAGGGGAACAGAUCAGGUAAAUGAAAGCAGGGGUUUUCCAUGGAGCUUGGGUGAGAUGAGAACUAGAGGUCAUGGGUUAAGGGUGAAAGAUGAAAUAGUUUAGGGGAACCUGAGGGACAUCCUCAUCGCUCAGAGGGUGGUGAGAGUGUGGAAUGAACUGCCAGCAGAAGUGGUGGAUGUGGGUUUGAUUUCAGCAUUUAAGGGAAGUUUGAAUGAGUGCAUGGAUGGGAAGGCUAUGAUCCAGGUAUGGGUCAAUGGAACUAGACAGAAUAAUAAUAUGGCACAAACUAGAUGGGCUGAAGGGCCUGAAUCUGUGCUGUGCUAUGGUUCUGGGAUCUUCCCUGCAGAGCAACCUUAAUUAGUUCAUCCUCUGCCAAAUGUAAGUAAAUCCUCUUGUAAGAAUCUACUCCAAUAAUUUCCCACCACCAAUGUACAGUGGUUUCUUAAACUUAUUUUUAAAGGAAACUUUAUCAAAGGAAAUCCAUCAGCUAUUCUCCACUUUUCCAGCACCUCACAGAUGCCUAAAGAGGAUACAAAGAUGCCUCAAUAAAUUUCUACCUUGCCUCUUUAAGUUGUCCAGGUAAAGAUACCUCCUUAGCUCUGUUCUAAAGGGUCAUCCCUCAAAUUUGAGACUGUGCCCUCUAGUUUUGGAUAUGCCCUCCAUAGGACACAUUUCUCCAUAUCCAUCCUAUCUAGUCCUUUCAACAUUCAGCAGGACUCAGUGAGAUUCUCCCUGCAUUUUCUAAAUUCCAGUGAGUUCAGGCCCAAAGCUGCCAAAUGCUGCUCAUAUGUUAACCCAUUUAUUCCUGAAACAUCCUCAUGAACCUCCUCUGGACUCUCUCCAAUGCAUACACAUCUUUUCUGAAAUAUAGGGUCCAGAACUGUUGACAAUACUCCAAGCAUGGCCUGACUAGAGUCUUAUAAAGGCCCAGCAUUAUCUCCUUGCUUUUAUAUUCUGUUCUCCUUGAAAUAAAUGUCAGCAUUGCAUUUACCUUCUUUACCACAGACUCAACCUGUAAAUUACCCUUCUGGGAGUCUUGCACAAGGACUCCUAAGUCCCUCUGCACCUCUGAUGUUUGAACCUUCUCCCCAUUUAGAUAAUUGUCUGCACCAUUGUUCCUUUUAUGAUGCACUGGCGAAGACCCUGUGCGGAAAUCAUACUGCUGAAUCCGGGUCCUUAAGAACCCCCAACUCCUCUUUGCUCAGCCUGGAGCCUGAGGUCACCAGGCACACCAAGACAAUAUAACAAUGCCAAUGAAGGAUUGCAGGACAGACGUCAAAUAUAGGAUAGUUAAUCUUACCAAUUCUGGGCAUUGUUGACAUUUAUUGUGUAGAUUUUAUUGGUUAUUAACACCUAAAAAUGUAUGGAUUUUUAGUUAAAUACAAAGAUAAUGGGAUUCAGAAUCUCUUUUGGAUCAAUAUCUGUUUAAAAUAUUGAUAAUGUUAACUAAAAUUUCAGAACAUGUUGGUGAUGGGAUUUGAACUGUUCCCCUUGUGCACAAAUAAAUGCAGAGAGAUUGAGAAAUGCAAACAAGUUGUCUGAGUUCAUUUAAUCAGUGACGACAACACCAACACUGCCAUCUCCGUGAUAAGGAUAUUCCCUAGAUUAUGAACUUAACCCACUUCAACAACACACAUAAAGUGUUGGAGGAAUUCAGUAAGUCAGGCAGCAUCUGUAGAAGGGAAUAAACAGUCAAUGUUUUGGUCCUAGACCUUUCAUCAGGAUUGAUGGCCCUUUUAAACUCACCAUUGUCACCUAUGCUCUUCCUCUUGGUGCUUGCCAAUGUCAAGUACUCAUCAAAGACCUUAUCCACUCUUUGUUCACCAAGUCUGGAGGUUAGUUCGCAAACGUUUCGUUGUCAGUCGAGGUGGCAUCAUCAGUGCGCAACUGAGCAUUGUUUCUGCCACGUGCUCGCAUUUAUAUUGGCCUGAUUCAUUGUUCUGAUGGGUUGGCUGUCGUGCAGGCUGCUAGUCUCUGCUGCAUUCCGGCCAACCGGGUAGCUGAUGAUCUCCGCUGGCCCAUAACUCUGGUUAUUAAUUGUUGUGAGUGUUGUUUAAUCAGGUGUCUGUGGCUCAUCCAUCGGCCCCAAUACCACUGACACAUAGGUUCGUAAAUUGCAUCCAGUUCUUCAUGCUUGUUAAUAGUCUUCUGCUGAGAACCAAGCUUCUAAGAAGGGGCGAGCAAUAGACACCUGGGGAACCCACACUCAGAGUGAGCGAUAACCAGGGAACCUGUUGUGUACUUGCCUAGUCCGACUGUCUGGGUGCAAUUGGUAAGAAAGCCUAGAAUCCAGCUGCGGACUGGUGUAUCCAGUCCCAGAUUCUGCAGCUUAAUGGUCAACAUUUCUCGCGGGCAUUCACAACAGAGCAAAGAAAUGUAAUAGAAUCAGUGAAAAACUGCAUGCACAGAGUCUGACAAACAACCAAUGUACCAAAAAAAAGACAAAUUGUGCAAUGCAGAAAAAUAGAGUAAAUAAUACUGAGAACACGAUGCAUAGAGUCCUUGAAAAUGAGUCCAAAGGUUGUGCUCAGAUCAGUCCGGUGUUGAAAUGAGUGAAGUUAUCCACAGUGGUUCAGAAGCCUGAUGGUUAAGGGGUAGUAAUUUAUCUAAUCUUAUCAUGUGUACACCUUGUGUGGAUUUUUGUAUCUCAAAAAUGUAGCUAAUCUGUAUAAAUUUCUUGUCUAGACUUCAACUAGAGGAAAACAAGAUGAAUGAAAGAAAGGAAUUCAUCACGGUGUGGGUACGUGACCCGAGAGUCCAGAAGGAAGAUUCCUGGCAGUCCUUCGUAGAUUAUGAAAUCUGUGUUCAUACUAAUAGUAUGUGUUUUACAAAGAAGACAUCCUGUGUCAGAAGACGUUAUAAGGAAUUUGCUUGGCUUAGGCAACGACUACAAGACAAUGCAGUGUUGAUAAGUUUACCAGAGAUUCCUCCGAAGAUCCCCUUUUUUAGUGGCAGUAACAGCCAGCUUGUGGAGCAGCGUCGACAAGGACUUCAGGAAUUUCUAGAGAAAGUGUUACAGAGCAACAUCCUCCUUUCGGACAGUAGAUUGCAUCUCUUCUUGCAGACGCAGCUCAGCACCACGGAGAUUGAGGCCUGUGUCUCAGGCCAGACUGACUACACGGUUACCGAUGCCGUUCAUAAGCACGCGUCAUCCAGCCGAAGGUUCCCUGCCGAAGAAGCAUAGAGAGCAAAUGUCUAUUUAGAUUUAAGUUGAAAGGUUUUUAAUCCAACUGCAUUUUUCAACAGAAGCAUUGUUAAUUGACCUCAUUGUUAUAGAGCUGUGGCAGCUCGUCAUAGAAAGCUGCUCACACCUACACACAGUUAAUGAAUGCAGUGAAAAUUCAAUUAUCUGUAUUCUGAUUAUCUGAAUUUCAUUUUGUUAGACUUGGGUUAUUUCCUUUUAAAUUAUCUAGCAAAAAAUAUCAGACUCUACUGCAAACACCUAAUUAAAAGACCAAAUUUCCUGUCUCUCUGAGACUGGAGAUAAUUAAGGUUCUCCUCUGUUACUCAGGCUUUAACUGUGUUGUAGAGACCAAUUUCCUCUUUAUUAUUUUAUUUUCAUCAGCACUUCAUCCUCGGGGCUUGGAACUGGCAGUAGUGACAACAAUGUGAAGUCGUAAAAGAUGAAAAUUGCAAGGAUCUGUUUUUUUUUGUGUGGCUCAUUUUCUGUUUGGGGCAUGUGUUCCAAAUCUGCAGUCUAGACUGUUGUUCUCCAAAUCUAAAUCAUCCAAAUAGACCUCAUUUGCAAAAGAAAUUUGUGGAAGCUUGUAGCCUGAUGCACUGGGUUUUUUUCUGUGUGCAGAUAGUGAAGUCUGAGCCAAUUGUACUUUUUAAAAUUGCAGUUCUGAAAUGAAGAGGGAAGAAAAGCCUUAGGAAAUUUGGUCGUCUUUUUAUUUUGCAGGACAGGUUUAGUUGUAGAAAGCACCAAAAAUAAAUGACUGUAAUGAAUUAGAGAGAAAUCUGAGUAUAACUGAAAUCCUAAAAUACAGAAAAUAUUUUCAUAUGUACGCGUGCGUGUGUGUAUACAUAUAUACACACAUGAUAUCUUCAUACCCUAUUUUUUUCUGAACAGAGCUCAAACAUGAGUUAGUUAACUGCACCAUGUGUGAGUUUGUAUUCCACAUUCUAUUAAUGGCAAUCCCAAAGUUCCUAUGGUUGGUUUUUAAUACAAGGGCUGUUGGAGGAAAAUAUUGUUGUUGCACAUGGGCAAUGCCAUUCAGUCAAUCAUAAAUCACUCACGGAUUAAUUUAUGGAAAUUAAUCAUUCAGUGUCUUGAUUUAAUAACUUAUUUGCUAUGCAAACUAUUGCUUUCAGUCCAUGAUUUUGUGCUGUAUAUGAUUAAGAUAGCAAAACUCACUGUGGAGGAGAAAUAAAUGUAGCAUUCUUCCUGGUGUUGCUUUUCUGCUCCAUUGAAGCAAUUUAUAUAUUUUUUGAAAUCCAAGCUUUUUUUUAAAAAAUCGUUUAGUGUUACAGCAUUAAUUAGGGCACUGUUGGUUUACUGCACUUCUGUUGAAUUUUAUCCUGAAGAUUAAAUUGGCAUUGUACUUGACAAGGUGGAAAAUUGACCGUUUGAUUUAGUGAUCAGAGCAAUGUUGUAUUUAACUGUUUAUGAGGAACUUUAGCUGGGAUUACCUGGUUUGGCUCUGUUCUGAAAGCAUUCCUUUGCUUCUUGCAAAAUUUGUUUUGGCCAUCGAGUUGCUAAGUAUCCUAGGCAGGGGCUCCUAACCUGGGGUCCACAGACCCCUUGGUUAAUAUAGGGGUCCAUAGUAUAAAAAAAGGUUGGGAACCCCUACCCUACGGUCACAUCAUAAUUCAGUUUUUCUCCUGACUAGGAUGGUAGCAUCUCUAGGUAAAGGAAUAUUGGCCUUGCUGCUUAUUACUAUCUUGCUUGAAGUGCAUGUGUGUUUGCACUGUUCUAAUUACCCAUCAGACAAAAACCAACAAAAUAAAUAACUGGUUUCCAUGCUUCAUGUGAAAAUGGGCACUUGGCUGAGAUAACAACUGAGUGAGCACCACUUAUGGAACCUUGUCACAGCAGGGAGUUUAUCUUUACCGAGUGGAGAAAGUUGUAUCACAAAUUAGUUUUAAUAAAAAAACCAGUAAUUUCUUAUUUUAGGUUAUGUUGUGCCCAAAAUGUUAUACUACAUUUUAUUUUUUCCUGUCUUUUGAUUGUGUAUCUUAAAGCUAACUUGUGGUUUAUGAAUUUUCAUUUAUGAAGCCAUAGCUUCCCAAUUCUUUAAUUGCCCAGGGGAUGGGGUACUUUGGUUUUCUUUCGCAUCCUGAAGGAAAUUGACAUGUUCGAGGGGAAACCUGUUACUACCCAGUUUAUAUUGCGAUUUUGAAUCCUCCAUAUUGCAGUAAACUGGCUCUGAAAUGCUCUUCAUAUGUAUCCUGACCUGUUCAGUAUUUACAGUUUUUCAUUUUUUAAUAAACUGAAAUUGAGGUCUCUCAUUACUAAGGGGAACACCUUAUUAAAGUGUAUAAUUAUAUCAUUAUUAGACUCUUUGGUAUUGGGAUUUGGUACUUUUUGAAUAUAUAGUUGUUAAUUAUUAUGUAGCCUGCUGCGGUGUGAGAACUGACUGUUCCAACAGGGUUAGUUUUGCAGUAAGUGGGAGAAUGAAUAAGUGCCGGAACUGUACUAGAUGUCUGGAAUGCUGCACUUCGUUUAGAACAAAAGUGUUGUCCUUUAAUAUCAAUGUUUAUGGAACUGUGCAAUACUACACUUUAUAAUAAAUUAAUCAAAUGCA
Hypanus sabinus (Atlantic stingray) is the source of this 8461-nucleotide messenger RNA. It is a transcript of the gene snx10b, whose product is annotated as sorting nexin 10b. The record is from RefSeq and is a predicted model, not a curated record. Gene Ontology annotation, molecular function: phosphatidylinositol binding. The coding region runs from base 5422 to 5898 and encodes 158 amino acids. The transcript is spliced from 5 exons. Gene Ontology annotation, biological process: intracellular protein transport. NCBI's taxonomy places the organism in Eukaryota, Metazoa, Chordata, Chondrichthyes, Myliobatiformes, Dasyatidae.